UUUUUUCCAAACAAUACCCUUAUAACUACUACAAUGGCCGCAUCAAAAGAGUGCAUCUUCUUCUUAAAGGCAUUGAAACCUAGAGAGAAAGCAAACAAAUAACAAAAAUAAUGAGUGUUUUUGGGGCGAACCAAAAGAGAACGGAUUUGUCGGAUUUAGAAUACAGCGAUGCGGGAGAAUCAGGUUGGACAAUGUACUUAGACCAUUCUUCUUCUGUUUCAUUGCAUCAUUUUGAUGAUGACAAUGGAGUGACAAAACAAGAACAUGAUGAAGAUUCUUCAAUGGUGUCGGAUGCAUCAUCCGGGCCUCCUUAUUACUCUGAAGAGGCAGUCCCUGAGGAUCCCUUCCAACAAAACACACAAUAUUGGUGUAAGAGCAAAAUCAAGAACAAGAAGAAAGUUCAUGGAGAACAAGGAUAUACUGAACGAUUCAAUUCUUGCCUUGAUGACACAGCUUCUUCAUUGGCGACUGGAAAAGAAGUAUCAGCACAUAAGCAACAUCGAGAUCAAUACCAAAAAUUAGAUUAUUUCUCCCAAAGCUACUCCACAAGAAGAAUAAUUAAGGGGAAAUAUAAAUCGGGUUUCCUACAACAAGCUUCCCCGGUUGAAAAAUUUGCAUCGGAUCAUCAAGGUUAUGGUGCCAGUAACCAGAUAAAGAGAAGAGGAUAAAAGAUGGUAUUGGAUAUUAAGUAUUUUAUCAGAGAACACCCUUCCUUGAGUAUGUUGGCUAUAUGUCUUUAAGAAAACCAUGUGGGUUUCUCCUUCAUUUUUUUCUUGAUAAUGCCAUACUAUGUUGUUGUUUAUUUUUACUUUUCUCGAUAUUGCAACUAUCAAGUUAUUUUCCAUAAUAAAUAAAAAAAAUGUAAGCAACGUUUGGAACCAAAAAUCGUUGAAUGCAAAAAGAUUGGA
Raphanus sativus (radish) is the source of this 908-nucleotide messenger RNA. Its product is annotated as protein SOB FIVE-LIKE 6. Gene Ontology annotation, biological process: cytokinin biosynthetic process. The coding region runs from base 111 to 668 and encodes 185 amino acids. The record is from RefSeq and is a predicted model, not a curated record. The transcript has 4 exons. Lineage: Eukaryota; Viridiplantae; Streptophyta; Magnoliopsida; Brassicales; Brassicaceae.